UUGGCGAGUUUCACUUGCAAUGCCAGAAGGCACAACUGUGAAGCUACCACAUUGUUUGAAGCCUGCAGAAGAGUUCACUAUUGAUCAGGGCUUUGAAAUUGAGGGAGAACUACCAGAGAAAGUUGCAAGUUAUGAAGGCGUGUACUAUAAUUACUUCAGCAUAGAAGCUUACGGUGCUACAACUUUUUUGGCUUUGGGUGUUGAUAGAAUGGAAAAGAUUUCAGAUAGCUCAAUUGAAUCUCUAAUCUGUAUUUCUACAGGAAUGGAUGCCCAAGUCGCUUAUGGCUUUCAUCAUCUACGCGAUCAAAAACCUUACCUUGCAAGUGGUCCAAUUUCAAAUAAGAUUAUAUACUCAGGUUACAGCUGCACACAAGGCUGGUUUUUCACUCCUUGCGUAAGUGAUCCAGGUCUAAGGGGACUUAAAAACAUUUUGCGGAUGCAUAUCAAAAGGAUCAAUAGCUCAGAGUGGGAGCAGAUUGCAAUUCCUACAAGUGUAAGGGCAAUAGUUGCGUUGAAUCUUCAUAGCUAUGGAAGUGGGAGGAAUCCAUGGGGUAAACCAAAACCAGAAUAUUUGGAAAAGAGAGGCUUUGUUGAAGCUGAUGUUGCCGAUGGGAUCUUGGAAGUAUUUGGUUUAAAACAAGGAUGGCAUGCAUCAUUCGUCAUGAUUGAACUGAUAUCCGCAAAGCACCUAGCUCAGGCAGCGGCUGUUCGAUUGGAAGUGAGAGGUGGACAGUGGAAAAAUGCCUAUAUGCAAAUGGACGGAGAACCCUGGAAACAGCCAUUGAGCAAGGAGUUCUCCACAUACGUGGACAUUAAGAGGGAGCCUUUCCAGAGUCUUGUUAUCAGUGGAAAAAAGUAA
Messenger RNA from Sphenostylis stenocarpa, 859 nucleotides. NCBI's taxonomy places the organism in Eukaryota, Viridiplantae, Streptophyta, Magnoliopsida, Fabales, Fabaceae. The record is from the annotation of a GenBank genome assembly.